UGAACUGAGCGUCCAAUCAUAAACGACAAAACAAUACUCCAUCAAAUCAAACUUUCGUCAACGCCAGCAACAGCUAAGUAUUUAGUCAAUACCAUCGUCAAUAUCGCCGUGGUUUUCUUCUUACGCAGUCAGUUCAGCUAAAGGAAAAGUUAUGAAAAAUUGCUCGGUGAAAAGCUAGGAAGAGCCGAUUACCACAUCUUCAAAAAACUACUAACUACAAAAUAAUACUCCCUGAGAAGCAACAAAGUUGUCAUGGUUUCUUCUAAUGUCAAUACAGGCUUUGCUAAAUGCUUCAUUUCAUUUAUGGCUCUUGUGAUUUUGCUUCAAGGUUGUAUUUACCUUGCGUUGUCAAUAUAUGGAAUCACCCAGGAGAGCUGCCAGAAUGAAGGAGCAUCAGAUAUAUCAAAAAAUCCCCUUGGUUUCGUAAUGCGGCUGAUUUACUUCCAAAGGGAAAGCUGCGGAAACCCAAACGUGACAGUGUCAGGUCUAUCCGAGGAAAUUGAAAUUCAAAUGGUUUGGUCUAAAUCAUUUGCCAUUACAAAUCGACUGUAUAUUUUUUUGAUCACAUAUGCUGCAGUAAGUGCAUUAUGGAUAGUGACGUCACUGCUCGUUUUAGCUUCAAUUUGUGGACCAGUUACAAAAUUUGUCGCGGCAAUUUCCUUUUGGCCAUGGUUUUCGAUUGUAAUCGGAGGAUGCAUUCUUGAUGGCGUGGCAACUGGUUAUCACAUAAGCGACGUUAUACACACAACUACAGUUGACGAUACAUUUACAUACAUCGGGGCUGACACGUCAAACACAGAUUUGAUGACUAUCUUGGAAAACUUUGGAGCCUAUUUCAUCACUCCUGCUGUUGUGAUGACUUGUUUGAGCUCUCGUUUGGUGCUCAUAUGGUUACUUAACAUCUUCGGGACGGGAUUUUGCCUAUCAUUAUCCCAUGUUCUGGCAAAAAAUAACUCCAAUCCAUUAAAAAAUGAGCAAGUAUCUGAUUUAUCUGAUGAGCAGAGAUUUGUUGAGACAAAUAUUGUAAAUACUGGAUUGCACCCUAAUUCACGGAAACCUGAAGACACACCCCGACAAACGACUCCAAUGCCAAAGACAAUACUAAGCGAACCAAAUCCCACUUCAAAUGAAAGUUUAAAAAUUUCACCGGAGAGCCCUGCACCGAUUCAGCCGGUUCUAGUUCGUCGGCUUUCUUCUGUUUCAACCUCAAAUGUAAACCAGCAAUUGAAAUCAAUACAAAACAACACAACGUAUCGCAAUGCAGAUACCCAUCCGGACCGCCUUGACUAUCCCAGCACCAAGGCAGGUCCUAUCUCUCCUACCUUACCUUUGGAGCAAGUGCAACAUUUUUCAACUGAGACACCAUUAAAUAGUCGAUAUACAAAUUCGGAAGCUUCGCAAUUAUCGAAUCAACGGGUGACCGCGGAAUUACGCAGUCAAUUGCCUUGGUCAUACACUAAUAUUCUAGGAAACCCGCAGGUACCACCGAAGCCACAAAAGCCACUUUAUCCGGAUAUUCCCCAACCGGACUAUACGAAAUAAAAAUAUAAAGUAGGAUACAAGUGUUUAAAUAUAAAGUUCUAAGUUCUGUAUAUUAAAAUUCAUAUUGUGUAUAAGUAUGUACAUGUUAACAAUUAUACUUUAAUCAGAGUUGAGAUAAAUAUAAAUUGAAGACAGCA
This is a messenger RNA of Anastrepha obliqua, 1679 nucleotides long. RefSeq lists its product as uncharacterized. The record is from RefSeq and is a predicted model, not a curated record. The transcript is spliced from 6 exons. Bases 253 to 1542 code for a protein of 429 amino acids. NCBI's taxonomy places the organism in Eukaryota, Metazoa, Arthropoda, Insecta, Diptera, Tephritidae.